AUGUCCGUUUUUGCUCUUGUCGAUCUUGGUGUUCUGGCGACGAGGGUUGUCAUGCAGGGCGAAAAGUCAUUGGAUUAUCUACAUGGACUUCUCGUCUAUCUCGCAUGGCACCCAACUCAUCUGAAGCCGAUCAAUAAUCAGAUAUUUCAGUACCUGCAGCUGACAAUUAGCAUGAUAUCUGACUUGGACCUGGAACGGAAAAUGCAAUCACCAACAGAAGCCAUUGUUGAUCGGGUUGCGGCCAGGAACACAGUCUUGGGGUGCUACUUCUUGUCUGCAAGCAUUGCGAUGGGCUUUAAACGGUCGAACAACUUCACAUUCAGUCCUCCAGAUGAAAUGCUGAGCUCAAUGCUAUUAUCGAACGAUCUGGCAGACUCACUUAUUGCUUCUAUGGUUCUGUUAUGCAAAUUCGUCGAGAAGAUACAUAGCCUGAACCUGCAAACCGAAAUCGCAAGGCUAUCAAGUUGGACUGAAUGUCCUCUGCAAAAGCUCACACAGUCCCUCCUUGCAGAACUAGGGCAUCUAGAAAAUAAUUUACCAACUUCUAUCCACACGAACACCAAUAUACAAAUAAUGCAACGAUUCAUCCGAAUCAAAAUCCACGCUCUGUCCCUGGAACAAGAGAAGACCCUCUCACAAAGUCAAAUCAACCCACUCACUUUCUUGGACAUAUUCCCUACUUGCGCUGCCGAGAUAAACAGCUUGUUGGAGUACAUCGUGAACACACCCACCACAGAAUACAAAAAUCUUUCAAUCACCAAUUGGGCACCUAUCAUAAAUUCCGUCGUCAUAUUCCCGAAACUGUGUCAAUUCCCAAUCCUGGAUUUGGGUGUUGCCAGUACGUGGCAAGCUAUGAUUGAGGCUGAGCGUGCUACGUAUCUUACCAACAUUGACCGGCUAUGUGAUCAUCUCGAGGGGACUUCAAUUACAAAACGUCAGCUUAACAGAGACACGCCCAGCAGUCACAAUCUGCCGGACCUGUUUUAUCUUUUCUGUACUAUUUUGCGACUUUUCAAGGAUAAUCUGGUGCGUGAGUCUCGGCUUUUAUCGACCGAUCAGAUACCUCCAAAUAAGAAUGAACAAAGCAAUAAAAGAGCUCGAUCUCGCUGCCCCGUCAUCAAUGGCGAUAUCCAGAGCACAGAUUACUGGACCAUGUGGAUGAACAGUAACAACCUGACGGGUGACGUGGAAUUGUUUAGUGAUCAGGCGGUGGGGUUUCCGGAGUUUGAUGUCAAUGAUCCGACUGUUUUUGAUCUCAGUUCUUGGGUUGAUUUUUCUGUUUGA
Talaromyces amestolkiae is the source of this 1284-nucleotide messenger RNA. RefSeq lists its product as uncharacterized. The transcript has 5 exons. The coding region runs from base 1 to 1284 and encodes 427 amino acids. Gene Ontology annotation, molecular function: DNA-binding transcription factor activity, RNA polymerase II-specific; transcription cis-regulatory region binding. Gene Ontology annotation, biological process: regulation of DNA-templated transcription. The record is from RefSeq and is a predicted model, not a curated record. Gene Ontology annotation, cellular component: nucleus. NCBI's taxonomy places the organism in Eukaryota, Fungi, Ascomycota, Eurotiomycetes, Eurotiales, Trichocomaceae.